AUCUUAGUGCAGUGUUUUGAAAGAAACACAGUUUCCUGCCUUUAUUUCCUGCAAAGAAUAUCAACAUAAAUGAGUCCCGUGCUCAUUUUGUGCUAGCGGACCCUGUCUGCAGUGGAGCUGUCCUGAACCUACUGGGUUGCUUUCUAAUAGUAUCUUGGUCUGGGUCGGGCUUUGGUCAUUGCAGGACAGCAUUUGGAUUUAAAAAAUGAAAUAUCUGUGAAUGGCUUCACAGCUUCCUGUCAGUAAGAGAUGUGAGCAGCAGCACUAGAUAAUUGAAGACACCUAAAAUGGGAGGAGGAUGAGAUGCUGCUGAGCACCUGUCUGUCUCCGAUGGUUAUACCUGACUGCGAAUUCCUCCGGUGUUCAGCAGGGCUGCAGCAGCGUGUGUGGGGUGGCACGGGGAGCCCCUGUCGUGAGACUGCCCUGACAGAUUUGAAGCAGGGUCUGUGUGCUUCAGGCGCAGCGGUGCCAGCUUUGUGCCUUUGUUCCGCUAAGCUGUGGGGUUGGUGCAGUGAAUAGCUGCAGGGGUGGUUUUUAUAAUGUGGAGGCUCAGGGGUGUGCGGGUGUACAGAAGCCAGCAUUCCUCACCCUCCCUGCUUGGUGGGCCAGCUAAAAGAAAUGAUCCCUUGCUUAAACUGCAAGCAGUGGGGUAAGAAUUCUGAGUUAAACUUGUGUCAGUGGCAGACUUCUUCAGAGAUUCAGGUGCAUUCUUUGCUGUUUACUGUCACUUUUGGGGUGUAUGGCCAGAAAUGCUUCCUCUCCUUGAUGUCAGGCACCGUUUAGAGCAAUAUAGCUCAGCUGAGGGCGUGCUGUAAAACUGCACGAUACCUUUGCUGCAGUGAAGUUUCCACGUAGGGCUUUUGAAGCACAGCCUCUGAGCAGAGGCUGUUCUUUGCGAGCUGUGGUCUGCUCUGAGCACGUGCUCACCCUUUCCUAGCUGCACCCUUCAUUGCAUGGGAACGUUCUCUAAUAAAUAUUUGUGUUUCUUCCUUGCAAAUGGGGAUGGGCCUUUUUAGAGCUGACUAGGAUGCUUCUUGUUUAACAUGCUUAAAAGGGAGAGCAGCCAAAAUGCCCUCCCCACUACCCCAUCCUCCAGGGCUUGGCAGGGGGCUGUGUGCUUUGAGUGCGUUUGGCAGAGUUUUGGUGUUCUGACUCAGCAAAUGGUAACAAAGGGAGGACAGCGAAGCCUUCCUUUAUUCCAUAAUCCCGUUUGUUUUUCUGGAAACCGGCUAUAGCCUCAGAAUCACUGACUCAAUUUUUGGAUCCUAUUCUCAUGACAAAGCGGCUGGCUGGUUUAAAACAAGCCCACUAUAAAAGGGGCGCCUCGCAUCCUGGCUGUUUGUAAGAGGUCCUGACGUGCCUCCAGCACUGGGAAGUUUGGCUGGAACAGAAAAUGUCCAGAGCUGGAACCAAGAUCACCUUCUACGAAGACAAGAAUUUCCUGGGCCGUCGCUACGAGUGUGACAGCGACUGCCCCGACUUCCACACCUACCUGAGCCGCUGCAACUCCAUCCGGGUGGAAGGAGGCACCUGGGUGGCCUACGAGAGGCCCGACUUCUCGGGGAACAUGUACGUGCUGACGCAGGGCGAGUAUCCCGACUACCACCACUGGAUGGGCCUGAACGACCGCCUCGGCUCCUGCAGGGCUGUCCAGAUUGUAAGUGUGGGGCCCGAGGGGCCUCUGCGGUUACGUGCCUGCCGCUCCGGUGUGCUUGGAGGUGGCCCUGUCCUCCUGGAGAGACGGGGAGGGGACGGCUGGAGGGGGCUCGCUCCCACAGCCCUGCCCAGGGGACUGAAUCCGAGCAGUGCUGAGUCCCUGCAGGGCAUGCGGAGGAGCAGCCUUAAAACCAGCAGGAUGGGAGCGUGGGUGUGUGAGGCUGUGGCACCAGCGCCGGUGCUGCUGUGCCUGCCAGCGGUGGAGCAGACGCUGGUGGGGAUCUGGGCAUCACUGAUGUGAGCAGCGCUGCCACGGUUUGGCAUCACGUGGAGCAAGGGGGGUUUGCUUUUGUCUGGAGGUCUAACACCACUCUGAGCCUGUUGUGGGUUUGAGGUGGGUGUAAGUCCCUUGGCACAGAGCAGGGAGGGUUUCCAGCCAGCUCAGAGCCCUGGUCUGGUGCUAGGGAUGGAGCAGGAGCAUGCGGGAGGUGUAACAGCAGUGCAGCCCCCUCCACCAGCAUGAAAUGCUGCACGUCCACCGGUGCCUGGCCUCCCGUGCACAGGGACUGGAGGCUCACAGGGGUAGGGUCAGAGGACCCGGAGCAGCAUCACGGAUCCGUGAGACCCCGCAGAGCUCAGCUGGGGCCGGCAACCAGUGCGGACGGGAGGGGAGGUGGGGGAGGACGGUGUCCAGGCAGCUGCAGAUUAAAACCGCCGCAGUGCCUUCAGGCAACGCAGCGCUUGAAAUCACAGUGGAAAAUACCCGCGCUGCAUUCUGCUGUAAUACAACCCAGCUGGGGUCACCAGCUCAUUAAACUCCUCAUUGCCCGGAGGAGCGGGGAGCGGAGGGGGUGCAUCGCUCCGCUCGGAUCUCACCGAGCAGCUUAAAGGGUUUGCGCAGGCGGCGUGUCUGGGACAGAGCCCGGCACUUGUUUGUCCUCCCUAUGCCCGUCCUGAAGCGGGGCUGUGCUGGGGCUUUGAGCUGAAAUUGCUCAGCUUGGGCUCAGUGCCCUCUUUGCAUGGGAUGCGUGGUCGGGCAUUGCCCCGUGCUGUGCUUUUGGGGGGCUGACAGGAGCCGUUCAGCGCCGUCCUGGUGUGCUGGGGGUGCUUGGUGCCUGACCUGAGCCCAGCUGUGCCUUGGCUCUGCUCCCAUCCCUUGGAGAAUUUGUCGGUGCCUCAGCAAACACCUUACAAUUUUCUCCCUUGU
Messenger RNA from Anas platyrhynchos (mallard), 2863 nucleotides. The record is from RefSeq and is a predicted model, not a curated record. NCBI's taxonomy places the organism in Eukaryota, Metazoa, Chordata, Aves, Anseriformes, Anatidae.